AUGGCACCACAAGACUCAUACGUCGACGAUGACGAGGACUGCUGUCCUCUCUGCAUCGAGGAGUUUGAUCUCUCUGACCGGAAUUUUCGACCAUGCCCAUGCGGCUAUCAGAUUUGCCAGUUCUGUUUCAACAACAUUCGGACAAAUAUGAACGGUCUUUGCCCGGCAUGCCGCCGACCGUACGAUGACAAGACCAUCCAGUGGAAGGUCGUCACGCAGGAAGAGAUUGCCGAGUUCCGAGCGAAUAUCCAAAAGAACCAGAAGAAACGAGCUGCCGAGCAGCGUCAGAAGGAGGCUCAGAGGCGCGAGGCCGAGAAGGACAAUCGCAAAAACCUCGUUGGCGUUAGGGUCGUCCAAAAAAACUUGGUUUAUGUGACCGGGUUAACACCGACAAUCCGCGAGGACGAGUUACUCAGAACCCUUCGCAAGCCCGAGUUCUUUGGUCAAUACGGCAACAUCCUCAAGAUUUCUAUUAGCAGUCGCAAGGGCACCGAUGGUCAAAACCACUCUCUAGGCGUCUACGUGACUUUUGAGAAAAAUGAGGAAGCAGCUCGAUGCAUCCAGGCAGUCAAUGGGUCUCAAAACGGCGACAGGGUGCUUAGGGCACAGCUGGGAACGACCAAGUACUGUUCCGCUUGGCUGCGUCACGAACAGUGCACGAAUCGGCAAUGCAUGUUCCUGCAUGAGUUGGGCGACGAGGAGGACAGCUACAGCCGGCAGGACCUUUCUUCGAUAAACAGUAUCAAUACGCAACGCCCGAUUCCGAACGCCAGCACUUCGCGUUCCGCUUCAAGACAGCAAGCGCACCCCUCACCUUCGCCCACUGUCGCGCAGCCCAUGGCGAGGAGCUCCAGCAAGGACGGUUCAGAUAACGGGGAGGCUCCGGCGCUUCCAGCCUCGGCCAACUGGGCCCGCAAUUCACAGGUCCGCAGUCGCCGGGGCAGCCACGCCACCAGUGCGGCAGCCCCCAGCCCUGCCGUUUCCAACGCGUUGCCAGUAACUGCCGAGUCUGCCGUCGAAGAUGUACCACCCGGUUCUUCCGCCACAGCACCAUCGGCUCGGGCUUCCCCGUCUGCAGCUCAGGCGAAGCUAGACAGCACGCAAUCAGAGAGGGCGAAGCGCUCCCAGGAAGAUGCCCUCAGGUCGCUACAGAAGUCGCUCAAGAGCUGGACGCUCGUGUUCCCUAAAGUGGGCGGCGAUUUACCGCCCGAUGAAUUCAACAAGCUCUAUCCCCCGCUUUUUGAUGCUUACGGUGGAAUGCGGCGGCGCGCUCUGCGCGCUGCUGAAGACAGUAGCAGUGUUGGAGAUCAGCAAUCCGGUGGCAUUCGGGAGCCCUCAGAGGGCGAGCCUGAGAGCAGCGGGAGCCUCGCUCUGGGCGGAGAACCGGAGGAUCGCGACCAUGGCCGCGAAGGCGCUGGUUUUGAUACUCGUCGCGCUACGCAGCCGCCUAUCCAGAGAGGCAACACUGAUGGGCUCUUUGGCCAGACAGUCGGCUCCGGCUUUGCUCAAACGCCCGGGAACUUGGGCUCGAUCGGGAGCCGCACGAUGACGCCGCAACAAACCGCCUUCAUGCGCCAGCCUACCAACUUCGUCGACCAUCUUUCCUCGCAGGCGAACUUGUUCCAAGGCCAAGGCCACAAUCGUCAAGGGUCGCGUUUCAGCUUCGCCAAUGACGGCCGAGAUGCUGCGUCGGCCACGGCUGUGAAGCUCGCGGCGAACCCCCGCAUCAUGGCCCAGCAGUCGUCAAUGAUGCCUACGUCGUUUCACUCUCAGCCUGGCGGUCAGUAUUAUGCCACCUCUAUGCCCGGGCCGCCGCCGGGACUCAAGUCGACGGGUACACCGCCGGGCGUGUUCGGACAACCCGGUUUUGGGUCGGCAGCAUUUGGUGGCGCUUCGAAGGAUACCAACGAGAUGCUGCAGCUCUUCCGCAGCCGGGGCGCAGGCACUCAGGCGCAUGAUGCCGGAAAGCGUGAGUACAUGUUCUCUUCCUUUCCCAAUCAGUACCCACCCUCCACCUCCUCCACCCCAGCUCCUGCCUCGAGCCACCUGGCAAUGCUCUACGGUUCUCAGCCUGGAGCCUUCCAAGACUUGGGUUCAAAGCAGAAGAAGAAGGGGAAGAAGCACAGACACGCUAACACUUCCUCCUCUGGGGGGAGUGGCUUAGUAGAUCUUGCGGACCCGAGUAUCCUGCAGGCGAGAAUGCAGUCUCAGCAGCAUCUGCAGCAACAGAGCAAUGCCGGACUCGGACAGGGACUGUUCGGUGGUCAGUCGCAAGGUGGGUACAACAACCCCGGCAUGAUGUACAACCCGGGCUACCGGGCUUGGUGA
Molecule: messenger RNA, 2328 nt
Organism: Parathielavia appendiculata
Lineage: Eukaryota; Fungi; Ascomycota; Sordariomycetes; Sordariales; Chaetomiaceae
Exons: 4
Coding region: 1-2328 (775 amino acids)
Biological process (GO): protein ubiquitination
Cellular component (GO): CCR4-NOT complex
Molecular function (GO): ubiquitin-protein transferase activity; RNA binding
Source: RefSeq, a predicted model, not a curated record